Messenger RNA from Cynoglossus semilaevis (tongue sole), 8887 nucleotides. It is a transcript of the gene grin2da, whose product is annotated as glutamate receptor, ionotropic, N-methyl D-aspartate 2D, a. The record is from RefSeq and is a predicted model, not a curated record. Gene Ontology annotation, molecular function: signaling receptor activity; ligand-gated monoatomic ion channel activity. Gene Ontology annotation, cellular component: membrane. NCBI's taxonomy places the organism in Eukaryota, Metazoa, Chordata, Actinopteri, Pleuronectiformes, Cynoglossidae. The transcript is spliced from 19 exons. Gene Ontology annotation, biological process: monoatomic ion transport. The coding region runs from base 592 to 6540 and encodes 1982 amino acids.
GUACAUACUGAAUUUUAACUGAGGGUGGGGGCGAGGGGUGUUGGAGGAUGAGAGAGCAGCACAUUAACAUGCCUGUGUGUGUGUGUGUCACAGAGUCGGAGGAAUAUUGGUCCCAAUGUGCGCGGGCGUGUGAGCUUGUGCGUGUGCGCGGACGUGAGCGUGCUUCCAGGGUGAGGAGGUGCGGAGCGCUGCGGGAACAUGUGCGGGUUUUUCUGCUGCUGUUGAGGAGGAGACAGUGAAGAGGAGGAGGAGUGGACACCUGCAGCAGGAGACAGUGGACACCGAGGACUUAGGAGAGGAGCAGACGGAGCAGGAGGGAGGUCUGCUGCAUGUCCACGUCCAGCUGUGGGAUGUUUGGACGGAGGAAGACAAGAGGAGGAAGGAAGGAGGAAAGAAAAGAGGAGGAGGAGGAGGUGGAGGAGAUGAAGCUCGACGGCCUUCAGGAGGCAGCACACCUUCUAUCCUGAAUCACUGUGAGACCUUGUUACCACCCUUCCCCUUCUCACCCUACCUCACCCUCCACGGACUCCAGCUCUUCAAAAGUUUGUCCUCAUCUAACCCCCUCACUGCCAUCACUCCUGCCUUAACCCCAUGGUGGCCCCAAGGCCCGCCCUCUCACUGUUGUUGGCGGUCCUGGCCUGCACGGGGCCUUCACGCUCCUCGCCCCCCCUACUGCUCCGGCCCCGGGAGAGAGAGAGGGACUCGGGUGGGGUCAACAUCGCUGUGAUCCACUCGGGCACCUCCCUGCUCCCGGAGACGGCGGUAGUGGGAGGCGCGGGGGUCGCCGGUGGCGGCAGUGGCGAGCCGGGCCCGGGGAACGGUCUAGGAGGAGUAAGGGGAGCAACAGACACAACACUGCUGGCUGGAGCUGCUGCCAUGGCCUCGUUCUCCUCCUCCUCCUCUUCUGCCACUGUCUUGUCCACACUGUCUCUGGCAGCACUAGUGAGUGAGACAGUGAUGACGCCGUCUGGUCAGGCUAAUGUUAUCUACCUUACUGUGAACGAGAGCAGCCCAGGAAGCUUACUGCUGCAGCUGUGUGAGCUACUGUCUACCACACCGCUGCAGGGUCUGGUCUUUGAAGAAGAACGACCACCUCCACCUAACCGUGCGCCCCUAGCUCCCAUGUUGGAAUUUGUCUCCGCCCAGACGAGUGUUCCUGUGGUGGCCGUAGGAGGCGGAGCAAGUCUGGGAAGAGAGCCACAGGAGAGUGGUUCCAUCUACCUCCAGUUCACCUGCUCAACAGCUUUGCAGCUGGAAGUCAUCUUUGAGGUUCUGGAGGAGUACGACUGGACCGCAUUCUCUGUGGUGACCACCCGUCACCAUGGAUAUGAGGACUUCUUGGCCAUGGUGGAAGGGAUGACCGAUGGUUCUUUCAUUGGUUGGGAGAAAAAGAGUGUGGUGGUCCUUAACGUGACAGACGACCCUGGUGGAGCUAGAACCAAGCGCCUGCUCAAAGACAACGAAGCUCAGGUGCGUCUGCUCUACUGCUCCCUGGAGGAGGCUGAGCUGAUUUUCAGGGCGGCGUGGGCGUCAGGGCAGGCUGGACCCAGUCACAUGUGGUUUGCUGUUGGACCUGCUCUAUCUGGUCUAGGUUUGGAGGGUUUACCCAAGGCUCUGUUUGCCAUCAGACCACAGGGCUGGAGAGAUGAACCACGCAGGAGAAUUGCCAAAGGAGUCUCUGUCCUCACCCACGGGGCCAUGGCUCUGAGGAGGGACCAGGGGCCUAACAGCAGGUCGCAGUACGCUGGUAACUGUCAGAGUGAUGGGAACCAGACGCACAGAGUUCCUGAACGGAUCAGGUACUUCACCAACAUCUCCAUUGGGGGGCGUGACUAUUCCUUCAACAGUGAUGGUUAUCUAUCCAACCCUCUGAUUGACGUCAUCUCCUACAACAACGGCCGUGGCUGGGAAGAGGUGGGCUGGUGGGAGAACGGACACCUACGUCUACGGUACCAUCCUUGGUCUCGUUACGGUUCCUUUCUGAAGCCACUGGACGACUCACAGCACCUCCGUGUGGUCACUCUGGAAGAAAGACCCUUUGUUAUUGUAGAGCCUGCAGACCCUGGUACCAGCUCCUGUAUCAGGGAUUCGGUUCCCUGUCGUAUGCCCCUUAACACAAGCCUGGUGGUAGAAGGUGCUGGACCUAUGAAGCACUGCUGCAAAGGUUUCUGCAUUGACGUCCUGAAGAGACUUGCCAAGAUAGUUGGCUUCACCUAUGACCUUUACCUGGUAACCAAUGGAAGACACGGCAAGAACAUUGAUGGAGAAUGGAAUGGCAUGGUGGGGGAGGUAGUGUCUCGCAGAGCAGACAUGGCCAUUGGUUCUCUCACCAUCAAUGAGGAGAGGUCAGAGGUGGUGGAGUUCUCCGUGCCUUUUGUGGAGACUGGGAUUAGCGUCAUGGUUUCUCGCAGCAAUGGAACGGUUUCUCCCUCAGCUUUCCUCGAACCUUACAGCCCAGCUGUGUGGGUGAUGAUGUUUGUCAUGUGUCUGUCUGUGGUCGCCGUCACUGUCUUCAUCUUCGAGUUCUUCAGUCCGGUUGGAUACAACCGCAGCCUGCAGAGCGCCAAGAGAUCAGGUGGAUCUAAGUUCACCAUAGGGAAGUCGGUCUGGCUGCUCUGGGCUCUGGUCUUUAACAAUUCAGUACCAGUGGAAAAUCCCAGAGGAACCACCAGUAAGAUCAUGGUACUAGUCUGGGCCUUCUUCGCUGUCAUCUUCCUGGCCUCGUACACUGCUAACCUGGCUGCCUUCAUGAUCCAGGAGGAGUACAUCGACACAGUGUCAGGACUUUCAGACAAGAAGUUCCAGCAACCGACUGAACAGUACCCACCAUUGCGCUUUGGUACGGUGCCAAACGGCAGCACUGAGGAGAACAUCCGCUCCAACUAUCCCAACAUGCACCAGUAUAUGAUCCGCAACAACCAAAAAGGUGUUGAAGAGGCCAUCGACAACCUCAAGACUGGGAAACUUGAUGCCUUUAUUUACGAUGCUGCCGUUUUGAACUACAUGGCCAGAAAAGACGAAGGCUGUAAGGUGAUGACCAUUGGUUCUGGUAAAGUUUUUGCCACUACCGGUUAUGGAAUUGCUCUCCAUAAAAACUCCCGUUGGAAGCGUCCCCUGGACCUGGCUCUCCUGCAACUGGUAGGAGAUGAUGAGAUUGACAUGUUAGAGCGCCUUUGGCUGUCAGGAAUCUGCCACAACGAUAAGAUUGAGGUGAUGAGCAGCAAGCUGGACAUUGACAACAUGGCUGGUGUCUUCUACAUGCUGCUGGUGGCCAUGGGCCUCAGUCUUCUGGUUUUUGCCUGGGAACAUCUCAUCUACUGGAAGCUGCGUCACUGUGUGAAGAAAUCUGGACGAAUGGACUUCCUGCUGGCUCUGAGCCGAGGAAUGUACAGUUGCUGCCAGUUUGAGGAUGAGACUACAGUAGGUGGUACAACAACCAACCUGCCCCAGUACCACACUGUGACAACCAUGCCAUCUGCACCACAGCAACACCUGGUGACAGCCACAGUCAACAACACCACCGCCAUCGCUAUGGUGCAGCAGCAACCACAGCAGAAGCACCACCAGCAGCAACAAGGCCAGACCUACACCACCAUGCUACCAGGGUCACCCCCAAACACUGGACACUCAGCGAUGGCUCUGGGCCCAUCAAACAGCCCCUUAUUGGAAGUGCCCAUGCCUUGCUCUACCUUUCUCCCUCGCCAUGAUCGCAGACUUGCAGUUGUGGACCGCUGGAAUAGACCAAAGACAGAGAAGGUCAUUGGUGCAGGUAGCAGUGGAGGUGUGGGAAUUGGGGGCAUAGCUGGAGGGAUACUGGACCACCAGGCACAGCAGCUGUAUCAGCAGAAUCUUGGACAGACAUGGAGCUUGCAAGGCACAGUUUCUGGAGCUGAUACAGGACAGGAUGAAUACAAGCGCUACUACGGUCCUAUAGACCCAGAGGGCUUGGGGUCUAACUCAGAGCAGCAAACAGGGGGCACCCAGCAAACUCCCAAAGCGAAUCCCCAUUGUCCCAAAGCUUCAGGAAUGCUACGUCUGUCCGCCAAAGCUCCCCCGCAAGGCCCAACACAGUUGGUCUCGAAGCCUCCUCCACCAAUGCCAUCAUCUCCACGAAGGCCUCCCUUUUGGAGGCGAGGAAGUUUAGUGCAGCCGAGAAGAAAAGGUUCAGGAGGUCCUCUGUAUGAAAAUAUACUCCCUUUAGGAAGAAGAGGUGGUGGAAGGUAUGGUGUAGGCGAUGGAGUUGGUAGAAGAAGCCGCCGCCCUCCACCACCACCUCCUAUUCCUGUGCCCUUCUCCUCUCCGACCCACACACCUACCACACCAUCUUCCCCCUGCCGGUUCUACUCCUCCUGCUCCAGUGCCUCAUUGUCCUCCUCUUCUUCCUCUUCAUCCACUUCAUCUUCCUCAUCCUCUGUAUCUCUCUCCCGAUCAAACUCUCUCUCUUCCUGCUCUAGUGACAGUUCAUACAACUCCUCAUUAGGUUUUCGCUACCGUGCGGGAGAUCGAGAUUUUAUGGUUGACGAAGAUUAUGACUCAGACUUGCUCACAGAAGAGUCCAGCCUCCUACUUGGAUCGAGGAGGAAAAUCCGUUCCCGUCGCAUGUCCUCCCGCUCUUUGCCAUGCAGUCCGCCUCCACCACCGAUACCUCCACGAAAGCCACGCCCCCAGAAAGGUAAUGGCAGGGAGAGAACCAGCAACCAACUUGCCCAGUUACAGGAGUGGUGGGCAUCAUGGGGAGACCGGGAUCGCGGAAGGAGAGGUUCAACACCUAGGGGAAAUGCUGGUGUUGGCAGGGAGGAGAAGAGACACCACAAAGAGAGGGAGCAUGUAAGGAAGAGAAAGAAGAAGGGUCAUAAAAAAAAGAAGAGGGAAGAAAGGGAGAGAGAAAGGGAACGAAAAAGACAUAAGGCAAAGAAAAAAAAGAAAAGGGAACAAAUGAUACAGAAACAAGAGAGAAAGAGAUCAGAGCAGGAAGGUGGAGAUUCAGAAAAAAGAGAUCAACACAAAUCAGGGACACCAGACUACCCAUUGUACCCAUCUUUGAGACGAGAAUCUUUUAGGAAAAAGAGUGAAACUUCUUUCAGAAACUAUGGAUGGAAUAUUCCAGAUGAUGAUGAUAGGAAGGACAGGGAAGAGAAAGUGAGGGAUGAUGGGGAAGACAGCAGGGGAAAGGAUAAGCGUCAGCGGGGAAGGGACCGUAAGCACUACCAUCGUUCUGGCAGUAAGACUACAACAUCUGUUAAGUUUUGGGGUGGAGAGAAUCCGGCCUGUGACACGUUACCGUCUGCCUUCCUGCCUCUGUUGCCUGUUUCCUCCAAAAGAAGAAAGAGUAAAAGUUCUGGUAUGGAUGUUGUAGGAAUGGAUGGAGAAAGGAAGCCCUUGUUAGGUCGCAAUGAAGGAGGUGAGAUUCACUCUAAAGAAGGUCUAUCGUUUAAUGAGUGGGAGUCUGACCAGGGGGAGGAUGAGGAGGAAGAGGAAUCUGAGCAGGAGAGGAGGAGAUUAGAUCGUGGAAAGAGACUUGGAGGAAGAGGAAGAAUGUUAUCCGAAGAUGAAAGGGAACGUGACAAGGGGACAGAGAUUUACUCUGAUGAUGACGGUUCCUCUGGAGAGUUUGGUAAGUUUGAGAGGUACUGGGAGGAUCAUGAAGGCAGGGCAGUCGGGGGAAUAGGAGGUGGGGGUUGGUUUUUCAGUACUUAUCCUUCCAGGGAUAAAGCAGGCAGCAUCAACAGCAGAGACGACCUGUUCCUAGAUAGAGGAGACCGCUGGGGGACAGCAGAUGUUGGAUGGAGUUCUAGUGGUGGAGGAGGAGAUGGAGGUGAGAGAGGGUGGGGAUCUGGAUCACACUGGCCUCCUCCUCCUCUCACACCUCCACCGCCACGUCGAUACUGGUCAGUAGACAAACUCCACAUCCAAGACGAGAAAAAAAGCAAAUGGAAAGCCAAGUAUAAAGGUAGGGGACACACCGCCUGCUCCACCUGUCUGUCACCUCAGCACCACACCCACUCUCAUUCAUCCAAGUGGGCCCAGGUAAGCUCAAGAAGUCAGGAAGAGUUAUUCCACCACUGCCAGAGUUUUGGUGGUCCCCUGAAGCUCAAACAUGACUCCUCUUCCUCCUCAAAACCUGAUCGCUCACAGAGUCAGUCUGAAUCAGCCAGCCAGUCAAACCUCAGCAACCAGCAGCGUGCGCAGAGAACAGACCGGGAUCGUGGACGACAGCAAUCACCAACGCAGACCCUCACACCCACCCUCCCCUCGCCACUACCUGCCCUUCCAGCUCCUCCAUCCUCUUGUCAUCCGAUCCAUGCCCCCCCACAUACAUCGUCCUCUUCUGUGUCCUCUCCAUCUGUGGUCUCUUCCACUCCUGGUGCACCCCAGUCCUCCUCCAUGGCUUCAGCAAGUGCCAAGCUGCAGUACCAGAGAUUGCGCUCCGUUCCGCAGCCCCACCGGUUUCCACAGUCCCCUCACUUACCACUCAAAGCCAAGAGCCUGUGCUCCAGAAGGGGAUCUGCUCAUUUCUCCAGUGUGGAGAGCGAGGUCUGAAGGUCGAGAUGAUUUAAGUUGAACCAAUAACCAAGUGAAAAUGGUCCUGAUGCAGUUGGUAUUGUGAAUCCAAGCAUGGCCUAGAGAGUGAAGUCAGACAGUAGACACACUGAGCCCCUUCUCACACUUCUGCACAAUAAAAACCAGGGAGACUAGUUCAAACUCAACACAGCUUCCUGUGGAUUUCUUGUAGUUCUUCUUAAGAUGUAAAGGAUUCAACACCAGGAAAAUAAUGAAAAAAGGACUAGAGCAGCUGUGAAGGCAGGUCGAACUCUGAUGUAGUGCAAGGAAAAUUCAGAGGAUACUUGAGGCAAACUGAGGGUUCUGGAACGUUGUACUAAUGUUAGCUUACUGCUCCUGGAAGCCUUUAAAACUGAGUUUUUUUUCUUUACUUCAUACACAAACUGUUUACAUUGCUGCACAACUGUGCCCCACCCCCCAGGAACAUUUGUUCAUAUGAGUUCUUUUCUGUCUCGGGAGGGGAUGAGAGUAAAAACCACUGUUCCCACUGAGUAAGACUGGUAACCUUUAGUGUCAGAAAAUAUCUUUUAAAGAACUAGAUGAAAGUUGGAGGGUUAGAGUUGGCCUACAGUCUGAUCUUCUCCUGCCAAUAGUUCCUGUAUCUUUCAAAGGUACCAAGUCUUAAACACUGUCCAGGUUUCAGACUGUUUUCAGCCAUCUGAGUUUGAGCAAGUAUUUGUUUAUACUUCUAACAAGACUUGCUACAGUUAAAAAACUGAAGUCUUUAACUGGCCUAUCAGUGUCUACACUCCUAGAACUUCCAUUCAGUUCCCUGUCUCUGGGGAGGGAACAGGUGUGGAUCCUGUUACUACACUUAGGAUCUGGUUCUAGUUCUGGGGGUGGAGACAUGCUCUUUGUCUCUUUGUGUAGUCUGUGAACCUCCUCUCCUUUGACCUUGAACUCUCCUUGACCAUUUCUGUUCUUUACCUAUUCUUGAAGGUUCUUUCCUCCUAGAACCCAUUUGAACUCCUGAUUUCUUCGUUAUCGCUCUCGGCUCCUCUUUGAUGUUAUUCUCCUUCUGUAUUUUCUGUGUUUGUUAGUACUCUUGAUGACAGGGUAAAAGUCAACUGUGACUGAUUAUUUUUUCUGCUUGCUUUUGAACAAGCUGCUCACAAACCCUUGUAAAGUUCCAAAUGUGUCUGUGCCACUUCAAUGGCACUGUUCGGGUUCCGUUACACAUUUCAACACUGAGUGGAUUCAAUAUGUUCUUUUUACUGAGCAAUACAAGAUAGAACAUCUGCUGAGUUGGUACGUUAACCAUCUUUGUUUAGACCUGUGUUGUUGAUGUUGUUAAUGUUAUGAUGUUAUGAUGGUGUUUUACGAUGUUUAUCCGAUCCAUGUUUUAUGUCCUGUACAAUGCUAGCACUGUGCCAUUCUACCGUUUGAAAACUAUGAAAAGUUCUCUCAACUACCUAGCUUCUGUAGGACAAUAUUGUUCGCCCCUCACCAAAUUUGAAGGGAGUGUCUGGGCUUAAACAAGUGGAUUAUGGUGUCUGGUAUUAUAUGUUUGGAUUAACUAUUCUGGAAGCAGCCUGAUUCCUGACAAAAACAUGUUUGGAUUAUAAGGUUUGGACACGAUGAUAUAUACAAACAAGGCAGUAUGUUUACAUGUUUGGGAUUAUUAUGAUCUCAUGCUAACAUGGGUGGAUAAUCAAAUUAUUUUGUCUGAGGCAAGAUGAGGCUAGCCAUGCUAGGACAAAAGGCACUGGGUAUACAAUUCAGUACUGUAUACCCAGUGCCCAAGGCUAGCCUUUGGCUAGACAAGUGCUACGCUUACAUUAGCAUGGGAAUUAUUUUACUGAGCCAGUUUGGUUGAUGUGAGAUUAUGAUGCCAAACUAAAUCUUGUGUGCCAUGUUGAUGUCAAAGAGACUGUGCCUAUGGUGCAUGAUGUUAGCUAGCGAUAGGGCGAGGCAGCACAGAGACAUUGUGGUGCCAAAUGUGAACUUAAGCGUGUGAAAGACAUGCUAGCACCUCAUGUGCAAUUUUUUGUACUGAUUUUUCACCAUGUUAACAGGUGACAAACAGCUUUAGCUUUGAAACCCUUCACCUAGCUGACACCAGCAGUUACGCUCCAACGUCACGUCCACGUAGGCCCUAAUGUCCACCAGUGACAGAAGCCAGACAUUGUUGUGCUGCGUUGUUUUUCUGUUGUAGCAGCUUUAACGCUAUCGUCUGCUGGUUUCGUCCGCCUGGAUCUGCAUCUGAGCCAUAAUUAACUUCAGUUGAAGAAAAGAAAAGAGAACCUUAGAUUUGAACAAACUGUUGUGUAACCUUUGUCUGACUUUCUUAUUUUUAAAAGAGUAAAAAUACUUACAGUAUAUAACA